Molecule: messenger RNA, 363 nt
Organism: Mesorhabditis belari
Lineage: Eukaryota; Metazoa; Nematoda; Chromadorea; Rhabditida; Rhabditidae
Source: the annotation of a GenBank genome assembly
AUGGCCUCAUUGGUGAAGGGAAAAAUCCUUGGGGUGAUUGGAGAUGAGGACACCGUCGUUGGAUUUCUUCUCGGCGGGGUCGGUGAACUCAACAAGGCACGAAAGCCGAACUAUUUGAUUGUGGACAAGAACACGGCAGUCACCGAGAUUGAAGAAGCCUUUAAAACGAUGUGUGCAAGAGAAGACAUCGCCAUCAUUCUCAUCAAUCAACACAUUGCCGAGAUGAUUCGAUAUGCCGUGGAUCAGCAUACAGCGAGUAUUCCGGCCGUACUCGAGAUUCCGUCCAAAGAAGCCCCAUAUGAUCCUAGCAAGGACAGUAUUCUCAACAGAGCCAGAGGUCUCUUCAAUCCAGAAGAUUUCCGU